AAUAAUAUUCUAAUUUCUAUUUACUAGGAAUAGACCACGGAUGCCCUUCUGUGGUAGGAAUGAAUUUGCCUGAAUAUAAGUGUAAACGAGGUUGCAGAUAUGUUUUCACAUCAAAAUCAGAUGCUGCUCGACACAACCUGAUUGUUCAUCAUGGCCAGCGAAGAAGAACCAAGCGAAAGGCUAAUAAGCAUUGAUCCCAGGAAUUCGCGAUUAUUGGUAAACACGUCCAUGCAAUUGAUCGUACUUGUGGAUGCUGGCUUCGUGCAACUAUUCGGGAAGAAGACGACAGCAGAGUGCUUGUAAAAUGGAUAGGAUAUGCAGAGACAGGCUGGGUUGACAAGUCUGAUUGUAGAGAGGUUAUUCUAAAGAGGAAAUGCAGCUUUGGCAAGAUGUUUUUUCCCACAACAAAAGACCCACAGUACCUCCAGAAAGGUGACAAAGUCUGCCGUUUAAAUGCUGAUCUCACACGAGGCCCAACACAAAUUGUUCAGACAAAUGACAAAUUCAGAUGUACAGUGGAAACAACCAAGGGGAUAAUUGUAAACUAUGAACAUUUAUCCGAAGCAAUUAAUGAUGUGUUAACAGGGGAUGAAACUCCGCUUGUGUCUGAUCAUGGGGACGUCGAGGUUGAUAAGGGAACAACAUCAUCCGCAGGAGAGAAACCUCCACUCGUGUCCGACUGUGGGGUUGUCGAGACUGGGGGUAAGGGAACCACACCAUCCACAGAAGAUGAAACUCCGCUUGUGUCUGACUGUGGGAUCGUCGAACUUGGUGGUAAGGAAAUCGCAUCAUCCCCGGAGGAAAUAAUUCCGCUUGUGUCUGCCUGUGAGAACGUCGAAACUGAAAAGAGAACCUCAUCAUCCACAGGGGAAGAACCUCCACUCGUGUCUGACUGUGAGACCGUCGAGCUUGAUGGUAAAGGAACCACAUCAUCCAUGGAGGAGGAAAUUCUGCUUGUUUCUGGCUGUGGGAAUGUCAAGACUGGUGAUAAGAGAACCGCAUCAUCCACAGGGGAAGAAACUCCGCUUGUGUCUGGCUGUGGGAUCGUGGAGACUGAUAAGAGAACUGCAUCAUCUACAGGGGAUGAUAAGAGAACUGCAAUCUACAGGGGAAGAAACUCCACUUGUGUCUGACUGUGAGAUCGCUGAGCCCGGUGGUAAAGGAACCAUACCAUCCACGGAGGAGGAAAUUCCGCUUGUGUCUGGCUGUGGAAACGUCACGACUGAUGGUAGGAGAACUGCAUUAUCCAUAAGGGAAGAAACUCCGCUUGUGUCUGACUGUGGGAUUGUCGAGCUUAAUGUUAAGGGAACUGCAUCAUCCACAGGGGAAAAAACUCCACCUGUAUCUGGCUGUGACGUCAACGAGGCAGUAGAAGUAGACCAGUCUCUGCUCACUGAAUUAUUUUCUUCAAAUAUUUAUGGCAAUGAAAGUGGAGCAGAUGAUUGGAAUGACAUCAUUCUGGACGUCCACCGAGACACUGGCGUGAAAAGAAAAAAUACUGAGGAAGUUGGAAAUGCUGCCAAAUUUAAGAAGUUAUUCGCUGAAAUAGAAACUAUGCGCCAGGAGUCUAAUUCCAGACAUGAGCAGAUGACCAUGCAGUUGAAGACCAUGCAAGAGAGUCUUAACAGCCUCAUAAAGUUCGUCACACAGAGUCGCAACGAACACCCAGAUUUUCAGCCGUUAAUCAAAAACACUGACGACAGAGGGAUGAUGACCCUCGGUGAAGAAAAUGAGCAAGCUGUAAAGAUACACGUAACAAAAUAUAAUUGUCUGCUGCGGAAAAAUAAGACACCAGCGCUGCUUGUAAAAGCAUUGAUGCCAGAGGUAUUUACUAAAUCAGAGAUGGCCGUAUCGAAUUAUGGCGGAGUAAAAAAUAAGAGCCGCUCGAUCCAAUUUAGUUAAAUGCUAUCUUGUCGCAGGUGCGAGACCAAUUCAAACGGUCGGGCAUUAUAGCGUCUGAAAAGGCUAUCAGGACAGCUGUAAAUGAAAAGUGCAGGUACUAUACUUUCCUAAACAAACAU
Molecule: messenger RNA, 2021 nt
Organism: Anneissia japonica
Lineage: Eukaryota; Metazoa; Echinodermata; Crinoidea; Comatulida; Comatulidae
Exons: 5
Coding region: 913-1902 (329 amino acids)
Source: RefSeq, a predicted model, not a curated record